This is a messenger RNA of Colletotrichum karsti, 2529 nucleotides long. RefSeq lists its product as uncharacterized. Gene Ontology annotation, biological process: carbohydrate metabolic process. Lineage: Eukaryota; Fungi; Ascomycota; Sordariomycetes; Glomerellales; Glomerellaceae. Bases 1 to 2529 code for a protein of 842 amino acids. The transcript has a single exon. The record is from RefSeq and is a predicted model, not a curated record.
AUGCUCAUCUUUGCCUUUCUGGCCUUGCUUGACGGCGUCGUUGGUGCUCCCUCACGGUCUCAUCUCCCCCGCGUCCUCUCCAGAUCGGUGGAAAAGACUUCCCAAAAUGACACCUUCAUCUACGCUUCCAACGACACGACGACUCUCACUUCAAACGGCACAGCUCCCGCCAUCGUGAUCCUCGAUUUUGGCCGGAAUGUCGAGGGAAUACCCACCUUCGAGGUAAUCUCAGCCUCUGGCGACACCUCACUCUUCGAGAUCUCCUUCGCAGAAGCACGAUCUUCGUUGGAUCAGUACAUGGUACUCAAACCCUCUUCCAAAACAAAAUCCCAAAGACUAACGAAACCCAAGAGUGACGGCCCUCUCCCCCUCGCAGCAGCAAUGGACACCUACCGCGUCAACCAACACAACAUCACCGGUCCCACCAUCAUCACCAACCGCCUCAUCCAGGGAACCUUCCGCUACCAAAAGCUGAACCUCUCGGCGGCCGGGGAACUCACCCUCCGCGACAUCGGCGUCAGACCAACGACGUCCACCACCCCCCUGACCUCCCUCCCCGGCUCCUUCGAGUGCUCCGACGACGACCUCACCAGGAUCUGGAGCGUCGGCGCGAGAACCGUUCAACUCACCGAGAUCCCCAAGAGCUCCAUCCCGGACUUCCUCCAAGUCACCGAGGAGGGCGCGUUCGCGGAAAGCGUGGCGCCUCAGGUCCUCGGGAGUGCUGUGGCUGCGCAACUCCUCAACUACCGUCUCGAGUUCCAGGUCAAGCCCGUCAAAGGCGGGUUCGGAUUCUCCGUGCUCUCGGACACGCUCAACAGCGCCGUUUACAUCUCCUUCGACCUCACAAAGAGAGAAGUCACGGCCCAUGCGGGCUCAACAACCUUCGACACCCGACUCGCGUCCGCAGCCCUCCCCUCAAACGCCACCAUCACCCUCGGAUCAUGGCACACCGUCCACGCCACCGUCGACAUCACAGACAUCGCCGUCUCCGUAAACAACACCCCCGUCCUCUCCCUCUCCCAAACAUCCCGCUUCUUCGGCUCCUUCGGCUUCGGCGCCUCCCUCGGCCACGCCGCGUACUUCCGCAACCUGACAGCGACGACCCCGACGGGCGAUCUCAUCUACACGCACCCCCUGACCGACCGCUCCUUCCUCCCCGACUUCUUCAUGGGCGCCAACCCGGCCGACACCAUCGUCGACGGCUCCCGGCGCGACCGCAUUGCCUACACGGGGGACCUCGACAUCGCGAUGGGCGCCGCGUUCGCGAGUACUUUCGGCACCUCCUUCGUCGACGGCUCGCUGGAUCUCAUCGGGUCGUACCAGGUCACCCCGGGCUUCUUCACCCCCACGGCUAAGAUCCAGCAGGCGCCGCUGGGUGCGCCUCUGGAUGUCAACAUCACGGGGUUGAUCGGGUACUCGUUCAACUUCGUCACGGCCGUCGCGCAGAAUUACGAGAUGAGAGGGGAUAUUGCUUUCGCUCGGGCGUGGGCGCCCAAGGUUGUGAGGAUGCUGGACUGGGCGGAUUCGCAGACGCUGCCGAACGGAUUGUUCAAUUUGUCUGAUGCUUCGUUUGGGGGCGAUUGGAACUACUACGAUCCCGUCCAGUCUGGCGUCGUGACCAAGUUCAACGCGGUUUAUGCGUAUGCUUUGCAGCAAUCUUUGAGGCUGCUUGAGGACGGCGGUGUUGAUGCGGCGGUGUAUCGGCAGAGACUUGGCCGUCUUCGGGCUGCUAUUAAUGAGAAUCUCUGGAGUGAGGAUCUAGGCGUUUAUGUCAUGUCCGAUACGUUCAGAGAUGGCUUCUCGCAAGACGCGAACGCGAUCGCCAUCCUCGCUGGCGUCCCGACUGGCGGCGUUUCUAACUCGUCUUCGUCUCGAUCUCCUGCCUCAAUCCUCUCCGCCAUGGCUUCCGGUCUCGCUGCGCCCGCCGGAGCCCUCGCUUUCUCCACGUCCACUGCGAAAGCCGGCUGGGCUGAGAAAGUCAGCCCAUACGCCGCGGCAUAUCAUCUCCGCGCCGCUCUUGAGUCCCGCGAUGCGUCGUCUGCGAUGAUGCUUCUGAAGAAGACAUGGGCGCCGAUGGCGGAUCCGGCGAAUACAAACUACACCGGGUGUUUCUGGGAGACGCUCAACCCAGAUGGUACGCCCGGGCUUGGUACGGUGACCUCUCUGUGCCAUGGUUGGGCCGCCGGUCCCACGGCGGAGCUGAGCAAGCAUGUCCUUGGCGUUCAGCCUACUGCUCCGGGAUUCAAGGAGUGGAUGGUUCAGCCUCAAACUCUGGGUCUGAUGUGGGCUAAGGGGAGGUAUCCGACUGUUUUGGGGGGCAUCGUUGUUAAUUGGCGGUUUGAGGAUGGGUUGCUGCGGAUGAAGGUGGUCAGCCCUGCUGGGACUGUGGGUAAGGUGUACAUGCCCCAACCCCUGAUGACACCGCUUGAGAAGUCUGUCAUCCGUGUCAAUGGGGUCGCUCGGAACGGGACGCAGUUUGAGGUUAAGGGAGGAGAUACGUUCGAGUUGACCCAGAGCCUUCUAGGUUAA